AUGGCUGCGUUGGAUCACGAUCGAGACUUCAAAAUGACAGCGCUCGUCCAUAUUGUAACCCCGAUUGGGAUGUUGGGCUAUGGGAUCAAUCAAGAUCACCUUAAUCAGGGACUGAAAGAGACAGUCCCCAGCGGUGUUCCAACUGCCAUAAUUCUCGACUCCGGCUCGACAGAUGGAGGCCCCAACUGCUUGGCCUUGGGAGUGAUGACAUGUGCACGUUCGAAUUACAAGCGUGACCUGACAAAGAUUCUGGCAUCGGCCCAUCAAUUCAAAGUCCCAGUUCUCAUUGGGUCUGCCGGUGGUGACGGCAGUGACGAGCAUGUCGAGGAGAUCCUACAAAUAGUGGAGGAAAUUGCGGCAGAACCAGGCAAUGACUUUGACUUCAAAUCGGUUACCAUUUUCGCCAGUGUUCCCAAAGAGCUCGUUUCUCGUCGCCUAGCGGAAGGAGCAGUUUUUGGAUGUGGACGUGCUGUCCCACCAGCGUCACAGAAAGAUAUUGACGAUGCUCCACGCAUUCUCGCCCAAAUGGGGCCCGAACCCUUUGUCAACGCAAUGCAAGAAAACCCUGAUUUCAGCCUGGUCAUCGGAGGAAGGGCGUAUGACCCGGCGCCUUACGUUGCUUUUGCCGAUUACUGGUUUCAGAAACACAUUCCAGACCCAGACUCUGAGCAAUACAGCAGGCUCCUUGGAGCUUUCACACAUAUGGGAAAAAUAAUGGAGUGUGGGGGUGUCUGUGCUGUCCCGAAGUCUGCUGGUGCAGUCUCGACCGUCUACCUGGAUGGAACAUUUGAUGUUCGCCCGUUGGACCCUCGCUGCAAGUGCACUUCGUUGUCCGUGGCUGCACAUACCCUUUACGAGAAGACCAGGCCCGACAUUCUGCAUGGUCCUGGAGGGUAUCUUGACCUGCAAGCAUCGAAAUACGAGGAGCUCAGCGAUGGAAGAACUGUUCGGGUCCGUGGAGGGAUAUUUCGCACAUCAAAAGCGCUAGGCGUCCCCUACACCGUCAAGCUCGAGGCGGCGAGGCGUUCUGGGUUUCGGUCAUUGUACAUGGGAAGUGUGAGAGAUCCAACUCUCAUCAGACAACUUGAUGAAUUCCUGCUGCGGAUCAAAGCAUAUGUUGCUCAAAAUCAGGUAGAUCCGGGCAUGUGGAAAUUAGGGUUUCACACAUACGGCAGGAGCGGUCGAGUCAAGGGGCAGAAAGUCGACCUUCUACCAGAUGAAGUCUUCAUUGUUGGUGAGGCGUUGGCGGAUACCCAAGCGCUGGCAACUUCAGUGUGUGAUACAGCUCGGGUUGCUACCAUUCACGGUGCAUAUCCUGGACAGAAGGCCACAAGUGGUAAUUUUGCAUUUGGAAUUGUGGGUGCAAAAGUUAUUGAAAUGGGCUCUUGUCCUGAGUUCUGCCUCUACCAUCUCAUGGAACUCCAACCGGGUGAGGAGUCGGCCGCACUGAUCCAGGUGAAACGCGAGCCAGACGUGAUAGCGGUAAAUACUCCAGAAUUAAGCACGAAUGUGCCUGUAUUUCGGUGGCGAACUGAACGCGUCGGAAAGGCAGUGGGACUCGCCGACAGCAGUACACAGCAACAAGACAUAUCCCCGGAGAAAGGAUCUGACGAGGUUCGGGUACCCGCGGUAGUGAAGGCGGAAAGUGAAAUCACUCGAGGUCUUCGACAUCUCCGUGCCCACGCCACUCUGGCUGAUGUAGCAAGUGUUUUGCGGUCCAAAAACUCGGGUCCAUUUGAGAUCACUUUUGAUGUGAUCUUUGAGAGCGAGCAAGUGUAUCGCAUUAUCAAGGAAAGCCAAAUAUUGAGCAGCAAGCUCAUCGAGGAUCUUUAUGACCUUAAGCCAGAAGAUGUGCUCUGGUGUGGCUGGUUCGAUCAAGCCAGAGCCUGGAAAGCCACAAUACCGCGAAAGAGGCACGGAAUAUCCAUGGCUGGUGGAGGGUUUAUGGAGAAUGAUAUCCACGGCUCACAGCAGUACAUUCCUCUCUUGCACGUGGAGCUGCCUGAAGAAGUUCUCGGACCGCUGCAGCAAGCUGGCGAAGGUGCAAAACACGUAAACUUGUAA
Exophiala aquamarina CBS 119918 is the source of this 2064-nucleotide messenger RNA. RefSeq lists its product as uncharacterized. The transcript is spliced from 4 exons. The record is from RefSeq and is a predicted model, not a curated record. Bases 1 to 2064 code for a protein of 687 amino acids. NCBI's taxonomy places the organism in Eukaryota, Fungi, Ascomycota, Eurotiomycetes, Chaetothyriales, Herpotrichiellaceae.